Molecule: messenger RNA, 2401 nt
Organism: Cuscuta europaea
Lineage: Eukaryota; Viridiplantae; Streptophyta; Magnoliopsida; Solanales; Convolvulaceae
Source: the annotation of a GenBank genome assembly
UGUUACUCCGAUCAAAUGCUCAUUGGGAUCAUACUGUCUUAUUCUUCCUGUUUCCUUCUUUGUUGAAUUCUGGAAAGUCCGUUAUUUCGAGGAAGGAACAAAACUUCAGAAGAUCAAAGCUGAUGAUCCGUUCAUUCCAACAAUUUUUUCCUCUAGUGAUGAUCUAAGCUUGUUCUAUUCAUCAAUAUAUAAUUAAUAUAAACCCCAAAUUUUCAGUGUGUACCAAAAGAAUUGAAAAUCAAUCGAGCUGAACUCAUAAGGAUGUAAGGGCAUCAUUUUAUCAUCACAAUUAUUGUGUUUGCACAAAUUAGGUCAGGUGGAAUAAACAACCAUUUUUGUUCUGAUGGAAAAUGGGAAUAAUUUGUCUUCUCCAUUGCGCUUUGCCUCAUCAUCUUCCUUGUCAGACGGGAGCAGCAGUGAUGGCCCACAUGAGGCAACCAGUAACCCUGAUCUGUCGAAUUUGAGCACUGGACUGGAGAAGCUGUUGAUAAACACUGAGUUUGAGUACUACACUGAUGCGGAGAUAAUUGUGGAAGGAGUUUCUGUUGGCGUGAACAGGUGCAUAUUGGCGGCAAGGAGUCAUGUUUUUCAUGAAAUUUUCAAAACCGCAAAGGCCAAAGGGAAGGCUGCUAAGUUUGUACUAACUGAAUUGUUGCCCCGUCCGGGUUGGGUUGGUUAUGAAGCUUUUAAGGUUUUCUUGAGCUAUUUGUAUACGGGGAAGCUAAAGCCGUCCCCUCCGGAGGUUUCACAAUGUGUGGAUGACUCUUGUGCUCAUUUUGCCUGCCGUCCCGCCAUCAUUUAUGCUGUUGAGCUCAUGUAUGCUUCUGUUACUUUCCAAAUGAAAGACCUUGUCAUGGUUCUGCAGCGUGGUCUUAUCAACUUUAUUGAUAAGGCGCAAGCUGAAGACUUGAUUCCAAUCCUUAUGGUGGCCUAUCACUGCUCACUGAGCCAACUUCUUGAGCACUCCAUCCAGAGGGUGACUCUUUCUGAUCUGGACAAUUUCUCUCUCGAGAAAGAACUUCCAGUUGAAAUCUUCAACAUUGUCAAAGUCCACAGACUCAAGUCUGAACAACACACUACACAAGUGGAAUCUCUCAAGGUCAAGGGAAUCAGAAGAAUCUUAAAGGCUCUAGAUUCCGAUGAUAUUGAAUUGGUCAAACUCCUCUUAGCAGAAUCCUCCACGGUCACGCUUGACGAUGCAUACGCUCUUCACUACGUGGUCGCGUACUGUAAUUCCAAGGUUGUGAUUGAGAUACUUGGGCUCCGUUUGGCUAAUCUCAAUCUUUUUAAUGCACGUGGGUACACCGCCCUUCAUGUGGCCGCUAGGCGUAAGGAUCCAUCAAUCAUAGUUGGGUUAUUGAAGAAUGGAGCAUCUGUGUGGGGUGCUUCACAGAAAGGGCAGGAUGUUGUUGCGAUAUGUCGAAGGGUGACCCGUGCUAAGGAUUAUUACGAGCUUGUGAAACAAGGGCAAGAAACAAAUAAAGACCGGUUAUGCAUUGACGUGUUGGAGAGAGAGAUGAGGCAGAAUCCGAUGGCUGGGACUAUGUCUAUGUCGUUGUCUACCAUGGCUGAUGAAUUGCUUAUGGGGCUUUGCUUACUUGAAAAUAGAGUGGCCUUGGCAAGACAAUUGUUCCCACGAGAGGCCAGACUAGCUAUGGAACAAGCCCAUGUGGAUUCAACCUUUGAAUUUGCUGGCCUUUCAUCAACAGAUGGGUCAUUUGGAAAUCUGAGAGGUGUAGAUUUGAAUGAAUUACCAUCUGACCAAGUCAGGAGACUCGAGGAGCGUCAUGAAGCUCUCCAAAGGACUGUGGCUACUGGACGGCGUUUUUUCCCAAACUGCUCAGAAGUUUUGGAUAGGUUUCUGGAAGAUGACGUUCUUGAUUCAUUGAUGCUAGAAAGCGGCACGCCCGAAGAACAGAGCUUCAAGAAGAUCCGAUACAUUGAGCUCAAGGAAGAAGUGAAGAAGGCCUUUGUCAAAGACAAAGCUCAUUGGUCCGCCUUCUCAUCACCACCUUCUGCUGCUCCUUUAACUCAAGUCAAGUGUAGCGCAACUCCAAGAGUCAGGAAAAGAAUCAAAAGAUAGGUCAGGUUUGGUGUGCAACUCUUAUUUUGUAAAUACACAACGAAACUUGUGUACAUAUAAUACAAAUUUACCCACAUUAUCAUCAUGAAAAGUUAGAAUUGUACACUUGUAAGUAUACAUAUUUUAAGGCUUGGGAUUUCCUUCUGAUCUUCAUAGGACCUAUAUGUCAAGAUCUUGUACUUACCUUUGUUAUUUCAUAUGUAGCCCAUGGAGUACGAACUCUUCAACCAUAUUUUAUGUGUAAGCUUAUUUGAUUGAAGGCCACUAACUUUCUGAAGGCUAUAGAACAGUAAUCCAAUUAAACAGUUCUUUCUCAUU